CUACUUCUCAGACUACAAGAGUCCAGCUACCGCAGCAGAUCCCACACAAGCGCUCCUACACACGCGGAUGGAGAACAGGAGCUGGCUUGGCGGUGAUGUGUUUAGACUUUUUGCUUUAUUUAUCAGCUCUUUCUUAGGUCAUUUCUACGGGGAGAAAAUCUAAGUCUUCUAUGAUGAAACUUGUGUUUGUUUUUGCUGUGGUUGCGUAUUUCUUUGCAGAAAAUCUAUCACUUCCCGUUGGAAAAGAACGACAGCGAGAGGAUGUGGUAACACGGUGCUUGGUUGAGGUCCUGUCCAAGGCGUUGACCAAACCUGACUCUCACCCUCUGGAUCAGGAAUGCAAAGAUAUUCUCAAAGCAGGUGCCCAACAUGCUGCACCUGUGGAGAAGAAAAGUGAUGAGGUGCUGACACAUGAAGAGGGCAAAGAACAUGAACCUGAGCCUGAGGCACCAGGGGCCGACGUGAAAGACAUUGAGGACCUCCUGAAGUCUGUGGAGGAGAAGAGAGAGACACUGGAGGACGAAGAUCGCAGCCAGGAGUCAUGGGACCUCAACUACGAGAAGGAGAAAAGGAUUUGGAAACCAACGCACAGGUAUCAUCAUAAGAAACCCAAUCACAAACGUGAUGAGGAGGUUUCUGAAGAAGUGAGAGAAGAGCCAGACGAAGACAUAGUCAGGAAUCCUGGAGUCUGGAGAAGAGAGAGAAGAGCCCGAAGGGAACGUAGUCAGGAAUCCUGGAGUCUGGGCGAUGAGAAGGAGAAGAGAUAUAGGCCUACCUAUCGGUACACCCCAAAGAAACACCAAAAACGAGAUGAAGAAGACGAAGAGCGCAGUCAAGAGUCCUGGAGUCUGGGCGAUGAGAAAGAAAAGAGAAAGGAGGAUGAUGAGGAAAGAAAGAAGAGGAUUUGGAAACCCACCCAUCGGUACCACCACAAGAAGCACCACAAACGCAGUGAAGAUCCUUCAGAGGAAGAGGAGGAGGAGAAAGAUAAGAGAAUUUGGAAACCCACACACAGAUAUCACCACAAGAAACACCACAAACGAGGUGCUGACUCAUCGGACGAGGAAUCAGAAGAAAAGAGAUCAGAAGAGUCAGAGGAAGAGGAUAGAGAGAAGAGAAUCUGGAAGCCCACACACAGAUACCACCACAAAAAACACCACAAACGUGAUGAGGAGCUUUCAGAAGAAGGGAGAGAGGAGCCAGAUGAAGAACGCAGCCAAGAGUCCUGGAGUCUGGGUGAUGGAAAGGAGAAGAUAGAGGAGGAUGAGGAUGAGAGAGAGAAGAGGAUUUGGAAACCAACUCACAGGUACCACCACAAGAAGCAUCACAAACGCAAUGGGGAUUCCUCAGAGGAGGAAGACGAGGAACGAAGGAGCGAUUCGGACGAACAUGAGGAGGAGAAGAGGCAUGGAGACGCCGAGAAGGAUGAGAGACAGAGGGAUAGGCAGGAGGCUCUGAGGUACCUGGCAGAGAAGAGUCGUCUCCUGGGGGAGGGCGAGGUGUAUGAGAAACGUUCUCCCUGGGCUUACAGAGGAUACUACCACCCUGCCUGGUGGAAGAGAAGCAUAGACCCACACACACCAUUGCAUAAGAUGGAGGAACUGGCGAAGUUGCUGACCUAUAAGAAUCACCAGCUGGCCAGCCAAUCAGAGCCGGCGGACGAGGAAAAGAAGAGGAGCGUAUCUCUAACCCCAGAGGAGGAGAAGGAGUUGGAGAACAUAGCAGCUAUGGACAUGGAGCUACAGCAGAUAUCUCAGAAAUGCAUGAGAACAGGAGUGACUAGAUAG
This is a messenger RNA of Salvelinus sp. IW2-2015, 1787 nucleotides long. Lineage: Eukaryota; Metazoa; Chordata; Actinopteri; Salmoniformes; Salmonidae. The record is from RefSeq and is a predicted model, not a curated record.